Messenger RNA from Liolophura sinensis, 4174 nucleotides. Its product is annotated as WD repeat and HMG-box DNA-binding protein 1-like. Gene Ontology annotation, molecular function: protein binding; chromatin binding; DNA binding. The transcript is spliced from 27 exons. Gene Ontology annotation, biological process: mitotic cell cycle; DNA repair; DNA-templated DNA replication. NCBI's taxonomy places the organism in Eukaryota, Metazoa, Mollusca, Polyplacophora, Chitonida, Chitonidae. Gene Ontology annotation, cellular component: nuclear replication fork. The record is from RefSeq and is a predicted model, not a curated record. Bases 56 to 3316 code for a protein of 1086 amino acids.
GUAGAUCAAGAACCGAAAUUUGGCGGUAAACGCGAUUUUCUCUGUUGGUUAAGAGAUGGCACCAAGCAAGAAACCUUUACGAUACGCUCAUAGUGAUGGGCACACAGAUUUGUGUUACGACACAUCUGGCAGGUACUUGUUAACAUGUGGUUUGGAUGGAGAUGCUCGGAUCUGGGAUGGGGUGGAGGAUGACGAUGCUAUUUCUCACAGAGCUGGAGAUAAGGUCUAUGCUAUUGCUUUCAAGAACGACAGGUUUUUUACUGCAUCUGACUCAAACUCUGUCCAAGCCUACACUUUCCCUGAUGGAGCUCCAGAUGGGAUCAUCACCAGAUUUACCUCCCCUGUGACUCACAUGUGCCUGAACUCAUCUGGUAGUACACUUGUAGCUGGUGCUAGUGAUUUUAGUAUAAAAGUUGUGGAUGUGGAAAGUUGUGAAUUCAGAGCCCUGUCUGGCCAUGAAGCCCCAGUUCUCAGUGUGGCACUUCACCCAAACGAGGACAUGGUGGCGUCGUCAAGUUGUGAUGGUACAGUACGAGUGUGGAGUAUCGUUGAUCAGAAGACUGUACAGUCCUGGAAAGUUGUCCCCAAGUCUAACGAUGUCAGCCUGUCCAAGACAUUAUGUCGCCUCUGCUGGGAACCACAGACUGGGAAGAAUCUUGUCGUCCCAGUGGAGAAAGAAGUGCACGUGUAUGAAAGAGAUUCAUGGAAGAAAGUCCACUCAUUGACUGAUGGCUCCAUCAAAGAGCUGGUGUCAAUUGUCACAUUCUCGCCAUGUGGAAACUAUCUGGCUGCUUCCUGUGUUGAUGGUGUUGUUUGUGUUUGGGACUGGAAGACCAAGAAAUGUGUCUCAAGAACCAAACAUGACAAGAAUCUGAUGAUCACAGCUUUGGCGUGGAACCCUAAAGGAAACAAUGAGAUGGCGUAUUGUGAUAACCAGGGUCAACUUGGGCUCAUUGAAGCUGUUGUCUCUGCUGAUGCCCCUGAACAGGACCCAGUUGAUGGAGCCAUGGAUCCUACAGAGGGAGUGUUUGAUGAUGAUGAUGACUUCUUGCUACGAGCCACCGGUGAUGAUGGCAUCCCAGGGGGAGAUAACCCCGACUCUGACCAGGAUGAUGAUCCAUUCAAUUUACCCAUCAAGAAACCUGGAGUCCUCGAUGACCUGCAAUCUAAUGAUGAUGUAACGUCUGUGAUGUCAGACCUAGAUGGUGCUGACAGUACGGCGGGUGCCCCCAGGACCAGUGCUGCCCCCACUCUCGGGCCUAAACCUACCCCCUUACAGAAAGCCUUCCAGUCUGGCUCUACCCCAGAGCACCUCAGUGCCAGGUUUAUGAAAUGGAAUUCCGUUGGAAUCAUUCGUCAGUACAGCUCGGAUGAGGAGAACUCUAUUGACGUGGAGUUCCAUGACACAGCAAUUCACCAUGCCAUGCACUUCAACAACGACAGUGGCUACACACUAGCUGAUGUGUCAACAGAGGCAGUAGUGCUGGCAGCAGAGGCUGAUGACAGCGUUCCAAGUAAGUUGUUCUGUAUGCACUUUGCAUCAUGGGAUAACUCUAAGGACUGGUCUGUGACAAUGCCAGAUGGGGAGAACAUUGAGGCAUUGUGUUUAGGGGGUGGUUGGAUAGCUGUGGCCACUGACCAGCGCAAUGUCCGGCUGUUAUCUGUAGGAGGUGUCCAAAGGGAGUUGUUCUCCAUUCCUGGCCCAGUGGUCAGCCUCGCUGGACAUCAUGAUCAACUUCUGGUCGUCUUCCACAGGGGCACAGGUGUACCUGGUGAUCAGUGCUUGGGAUGUAUUCUCCUACAUGUUGGAUCAAGACGGAAAUCCCUGCUUGGUGGAGAGUCUGUUCCUCUGAGCCCUCGUUCUACUCUGAACUGGCUGGGGUUUUCUGCAGAAGGAACCCCAGGCCUGGUGGAUUCCUCUGGAGUUGUCAGAUUGCUGAAUCGCAGCCUGGGGAACACAUGGAUUCAAGUCUGUAACACAAACCAUCAUGCAAGAGGAAAGUCUGAUCAUUACUGGAUUGUUGGAGUUCAUGAAAAUCCACAACAGUUGAGGUGUAUCAUGUGUAAGGGUUCCAAGUUCCCCCCGACCUUACCCCGCCCCAUGGUGUCAGUACUGCCUUACCAGCUGCCUCUGUGUGAACUCAGCACGGAGAAGAGUCAGUACGAGGAGACACUGCUCCGGAGUCGGCUUCUCUCAAACCAUCUCAGUGUACUGGAAACCCAGGGGUAUGAAGUGGAUGACAGUGUUAAGAUUGAAAUGCUGAAACCAGCUCAGGAAGCUCUGAUGAAAUUGUUUGCACUGUCUGCUCGCUCAGACCGUGAGUGUAGAGCUGUGGAAGUUUGUGAGAUGAUGCCUGAUCAGCACACACUACAGCUAGCCAUCAAGUACGCCAGUCGUCUGCGCCGUAUGCAGCUAGCAGAGCGCAUCAGUGACGUUGCUAGGCGCAAGGCAGAGGAGGAAACACCUGAAAACCAGGAAGAGGAUUACCUCACUGCUCCUAGCAUAAGGAGUGGCCGGCCUGAGGCUGUUGGGAGGAGUGGCUGGAAUGGCCACAGAAGGCCUACUACAAAGCGAGGUCUGAUUGGCCAAGAGGAGGAGGAGGGAGGAGUAAGUGAAGACGAGGCAGAGGAAGACAUGGAGCAAGAGGAUCAAACUGAGGAAACAACAGGUCCUCGUCUCAAUCUCACUGCCAAAGUGGCCGAGAGUAAGCCCUCAGAGCCUACUGCUGCCUCCUUACUCAGGAAAAACCCAUUUAAGGUGUCCACACCUCAGAAGACACACACAGUUGUCAAAGGAUCCAAAGUCUUUGAUGACAUGGCAAAGGAGAAGAAAACCUUGAAAAGUCCUACCUUACCAUUGACUGUGAGCGAUUCAAAGAAAAAAGCUUCAUCACAAAUAAAACUGUUCAAGGCCAAAUCCACAAAGUCAUCUGAAAAUAAGAAACCCACAGAAAACGGUGAUACCAUAGAAGCCGGGAAGAAAAAGACAGCUUAUCAGCUGUGGUUUCAGGAGAACCAGACUGACAUCUCCGAGGAACACCCUGAGCUGUCAGCAGAGGAGCUGCAAACCAUGGCUGCAGAGAAGUUCAGGGAGUUGCCAAAGGAGGAACGACAGGUUUGGCUGAAGAAGUCCCGUGGUGAAGUAGAAAGUGACACAGAUAAAAAGCGAAAGAGACACGCUGAACCAUGUCUCACACCACAGGAAGUCUCACAGAAGAAGUCAAAAACUACAGAAACAGCAGAGAAGACAAAGAACCCUCUGUCACAGUCUACAAACUCUAAACUAGCAAAUUUUGCCUUCAGUAAGCUUGAAUGAUAGGACAUGCAUGUACUCACCAUUAUUUGAGUUUUUCGCUCACAUGUACCUGUUGGUAAUUUUAUGUUGUGUGCUUCCACAUCAUCUGUGAGAAAUUUAAUGUACCUUUUUUUUAACCAUAGCACACGUUCACCUGGUGUUCUAAGCAUAUGUUGAGAUCAUUACUCUGCCUGAACUGACAUAUGUAAUUAUACUCCGUGUGAAGUCCUUGUGUAGGCUUACUUACUCAGUAUAAACACCAUAAUCACAACUGCAUUGAAAGUUGUUCCUCAAGGUUGCAGAAAUAGGGUAGCCGGAGAUGUGUAGCAUGAAAUACAGUCAGUAACACGACUGAUGUAUGGUACAUGGGAAACCCAGACUUCCAAUGAUGGAUGUAUGGUACAUGGGAAAGCCAGACUUCCAAUGAUGGAUGUAUGGUACAUGGGAAAGCCAGACUUCCAAUGAUGGAUGUAUGGUACAUGGGAAACCCAGACUUCCAAUGAUGGAUGUAUGGUACAUGGGAAAGCCAGACUUCAAUGACGGAUGUAUGGUACAUGGGAAAGCCAGACUUCCAAUGAUGGAUGUAUGGUACAUGGGAAAGCCAGACUUCCAAUGACGGAUGUAUGGUACAUGGGAAAGCCAGACUUCCAAUGACGGAUGUAUGGUACAUGGGAAAGCCAGACUUCCAAUGACGGAUGUAUGGCACAUGGGAAAGCCAGACUUCCAAUGACGGAUGUACGACACAUGGGAAAGCCAGACUUCCAAUGACGGAUGUACGGCACAUGGGAAAGCCAGACUUCCAAUGACGGAUGUAUGGUACAUGGGAAAGCCAGACUUCCAAUGACGGAUUUAUGGUAAAUGGUAAACCCAGACUUCCAA